Messenger RNA from Symbiodinium sp. CCMP2456, 1386 nucleotides. NCBI's taxonomy places the organism in Eukaryota, Dinophyceae, Suessiales, Symbiodiniaceae. The record is from the annotation of a GenBank genome assembly.
AUGGGUGAUUAUUUCGGUUGGCAGGACAUUCUGGUGACACACCGUGUUAUCAAGAAAUCCAUCUCGCUGACUGCCUCGGAGUUCAUCGAUGACAUGGCCUCGGCCAGGGCUGCCACCAAGAAGGCAAUCGAUGACUUCAAGAAGAACAUCGCGGAGUUUACGGGCGUGAAGCAGGGCCUUAAGACGACGAACGCCGAUGCCCUCAAGACCCCAGAUCCCAGCGCCAGGCAAAGUGCCCCGGGCCACUUGGCUAAUGCGACCCGUGCCUCCACGCCGAAGACACUCAGCUUGGAGGGAGUUCCAUCGGCUUUGCAGUCCCUUUGCAAGCUCUGCGAGUCGGCAGAAGAGAGUCUGGAAAGCGCAGCCGGGAGCCUCAAGACUCGAGUGAUUGACGAGUUUAGCCACUUAGACCUCACUACGGUCAUGGAGCGAAUUGUUGGCAUCAUCUCCAUCGCUCUUGUUGACGGCACUGAGGGCAUGAUCUUGGAGCUCUUCACUGUUUGUGAGACCUUUGUCGGCCAGUUGAUGGGCAUGCUGGAUCAGACCAUUGACAUCCCUGUAAUCUCUUGGCUUUAUAAGCUCCUGACUGGAGAAGAUCUCUCCCUCCUUGACCUUGCGUGCCUGAUUGCAGCCAUCCCAGCAACUAUUUUUUACAAACACCUGAUGGGCCAUGCCCCUUUCUCGACGAGUGACGCGUGCACGCAGCGCAUGCUCAAUGCAAAGACGGUUCGGGACUGGAACAAUGCGCCUUAUGAUCAGCAGCCAUCGGAAGGCGCACUUCUCUCACAUGAUCAAGCGAAGAAGAAGGCAGCACAGGCCUUGGCACUCGGCGCUGGAGCCAUGAUGGGGAGCGUAAUAAGGCUUUUUUGCACUUCAGUCCGAAGGGAGAUGCAGAAGGACGACACAUUCAGUGACGACGAGAUCAAGAUGAUGGAGUCCUUCAGGUGGGUGGGGAGCAUGCUCUCUUCUGCACCCUCCUUGAAUGUGAAUAUGUUUGACAAGGUGCCCGACUCGAAAGAGUGGUAUCAUGGCAUGAGCAAAGUUCUCACCGCUUGGGGCAAAGUUCGGGGCUUCGUGCAGAUUUUCUAUGUAACCAACAAGAACAAGAUGAUUGGCAAAGCGUUCUCCACUCUGUCAACCACCGAAAGCCUUUUGAAGCUCAUCCCCCACAUCGUGACACCCAUCGAGGAGAACGACUGGUCAGCACACAUCGUCUUGAAGACCUUGGGCAAGGUGAGCAAUGACUGCGGCGGCAUGUUGAGUUUACCUCAAAAGCUGACACCAUCUCCCGGCAAAGAGGAACUGUACUCCUACGAGUGCAUGUUUCGACUGAGCUACGGUGUGCUAAUGAUUGUCUACCCUUGCACUUGGUUGUUAGGGGCUUGA